This is a messenger RNA of Neurospora tetraspora, 1255 nucleotides long. RefSeq lists its product as uncharacterized. The transcript has a single exon. The coding region runs from base 490 to 1128 and encodes 212 amino acids. NCBI's taxonomy places the organism in Eukaryota, Fungi, Ascomycota, Sordariomycetes, Sordariales, Sordariaceae. The record is from RefSeq and is a predicted model, not a curated record.
UCUCCCCCCGGGCUGCUUACUACUCCACCCGUUGAUCCUUAUGUCCGUGUCGUGAGACGUCGUGUGAGAUGAGCAUGUUUGAGGCUCCGAGACAAAGGAGCUAGAUAAACACACUAAUGUAACCAAGCUCGGGCCGACUUAUACCAUUCCGAUAAGGUAGGGUAAAGGGGAAUUCCCCGGCCACCCGGCCAUAGGCUAGGCUGCGGCUGUGACAGCUACAAACAUGUAACGACGCCAACAUCACACCAACGGUUUAUCAGCGUUGGACUUGGCACGGAAGUUGGCGGUCGGAGCUAGGAUGGAUGGUCAGUCGAUCGAAAUCGAACGGUGGUUGCAUUUUCAAUAGCCGCAGUUUCGGCAUUUGUAUGCGACGUUGGCAAUAUUGGCAUGAUGCUGAAGCGUCAUACGGUAACCUGUUUGGCGAUGUGAACUGCCAGCGAGUUGUCGCUCUCGUCGCCGUUCGCCGGAACGACUUCGUCUUGGCGAUGGAUGACUUCGGAUUCCGACUGUCUCUCCUCAACCUCGCUGCCGUCAGUCAACAUUCAACCCGUUAUUCUCCGGCUAAAUCCCACGGCCGUCAGUUGUUCCCACUUUUCCCGAGACAACGGGAUGUGGGAUGGAAAUUUAGAUGGCAAGGAACAGACUGAGCAUCGUCAAUGUCACUUGGAGAUGGGACAAACCGGAGGGGAAGCGGUACCAUUAACAGACGCCAAGGCCCCGAACUACGAACAGGGUGUCAAUUGUUUACUCCAACCCUUCCUCCCCCUUUUGCCCGCAUCAUCGUUCGGCACCAUCAGUCAGCACCAGCGCCAUCACCAGUCGAAGAAAGCAUUGACCAUUCAACGAUCCCGCUCAUUCAUUCAAUUCACCCGCCUUUUGCAAUCUCCGAAUCUCCUGUCGAUCAGAAGCCAAUUCCACGCGAACCCUGAAUCCCAAACCCCAAAAACCCCGAUUUCUCCAAGCUUUCCCCAAUUCCCCAACUCCCCCGGACUCCUCCAACUUGCCCAUUCCGUUGUGCCGUCCUGCCGUUUAACCUUCCGUCAACUCCCCACCCACCCGCGCAUGCGGCAUUUUAGGUAUCGAUUAUUAGGGCUAUAUAAAAGGGACGUACCUCCUGGGCCCACCUAGGCCCGCCCGCGCAAGCGCGGGCGAGACCCAUACGCGACCUACGCGCGCGUGAUUCAACGUGGCGCGUACCGUGGCGCGCGCUGUGGCGUGUGAGGUUCGUGUCGUAUAUAUAUUGCUUAAAAUAAUU